CAAACUCUAGGGUUCUUGAAAGUUGAGCAUUCUUCAAUAUAUAUUUCAGGUGGGGUGCCUGGGUUCUUAAGAAGCUUGGCAAGCUGUUAACUGCCAAUAAAAGGGGUGCCAAUAAAGCAGACAACAUGAUCAACAGACAGCUUUUGUUGACGUAUCUUUACCUUCUAGUUUAUAUAUUGCUUUCAUCAGGAGUAAUUCUGUACAACAAGUGGGUCCUUUCUCCCAAAUACUUCAAUUUUCCCUUUCCAAUAACACUCACUAUGAUUCACAUGGGAUUUUCUGGCAUGGUGGCAUUCUUUCUUGUUCGGGUUUUGAAGGUUGUAUCACCUGUCAAAAUGACAUUUGAAAUAUACGCGACCUGUGUGAUCCCUAUAAGUGCCUUCUUUGCAUCAAGCUUGUGGUUUGGCAACACUGCAUACUUGUUCAUUUCUGUAGCCUUCAUCCAGAUGCUUAAAGCUCUAAUGCCAGUGGCGACAUUUCUCAUGGCUGUUAUUUGUGGUACUGACAAAUUAAGGUGUGAUGUAUUUUUGAACAUGGUGCUGGUAAGUGUUGGUGUUGUCAUUUCCUCAUAUGGGGAGAUUCACUUCAAUGUAGUGGGCACUGUCUAUCAAGUCACAGGGAUAUUUGCUGAAGCUCUUAGGCUGGUCUUAACUCAAGUGCUUCUUCAGAAGAAGGGUUUAACACUUAAUCCUGUCACCAGCUUGUAUUACAUAGCGCCAUGCAGUUUUUUCUUUCUGUUUGUUCCUUGGUAUCUACUAGAGAAGCCCGACAUGGAAGUUACACAAAUCCAGUUUAAUUUCUGGAUAUUUUUCUCAAAUGCCGUUUGUGCUCUGGCAUUGAAUUUCUCAAUAUUCUUAGUAAUUGGUAGAACAGGAGCAGUGACGAUACGAGUUGCUGGUGUUUUGAAAGACUGGAUACUAAUUGCUCUUUCGACUAUCAUAUUCCCUGAGUCAACAAUUACGAGGCUUAACGUUAUCGGCUAUGCAAUCGCUUUGUGUGGAGUUGUCAUGUACAACUAUUUGAAGGUCAAGGAUGUUCGUGCUUCCCAACUCCCUGUGGAAAGUAUCCCAGAAAGAGCAGUUAAGGUCAUUCUGGACCUGAGGAUGGAGAAGAAGUCAUCAGACCUAUAUGUUCCUGACAGCAGUAAUAAUAGCUCCAAUGGAGGGAAGAAUGGAUGGAAUAGUUCUGCUUCUGAUAUUACAGUGGAAGAAGAGGCACCUCUGAUUCCUCCUUUGAGAGUGUCUCAUCUUGGGAGAAGCCAACUUGGCAGUCACUCGGAAUGACUGAUGAUAGUUUGGAGAUGAUCUUUUGCAGGCAUUCACUUGUAGUUACUUUAGCAAUUUAUUUGUCAGAAGCAAAGAGCUAAACUGAAUUAAUCAGAGGAAAAGGUUUGAACUUUAAAGUAUACAACCCUGUUCUUUUUUUCUUCUUCAUGAAGAUUGACAAUUUUUUUGUAGAGAAUCUUGCUAGAUCAUAAUUUGUGCUGUGACUCAUUGUGAAAACUUAAAAUUGUUAGUUUUAGCAUGCUAUGAAAUAUCAGUUGCUUCUCUGAUAGGCCA
Camellia sinensis is the source of this 1559-nucleotide messenger RNA. The record is from RefSeq and is a predicted model, not a curated record. Lineage: Eukaryota; Viridiplantae; Streptophyta; Magnoliopsida; Ericales; Theaceae.